GGCAGUUAGUCGCUCGCUCAGACGCUCACCACGAGCACGGUGAUUUCGACGCACGGCAUUUUAUUCUUUCGUUCGCAGUUUGUUCGCGUUGACCUGGUCCCCUUUUCUUGGAUACCCGUCUUUGUUCUCCGACCAACCGAUUCGACGUUCAUGACCUCUGACCCGUGCUGGCGUAUGCGAGGGCCAUGAGAGCAGGCGUGGUGAGCGCGGCCCUCGUCCUGCUGGCAGCAGCCGCCGGCGCCAUGGACGUGGCGCUGUCGCCGCCGGCGCUGCUUUUGCCGUGCGAGGGCCUGGACACGUGCCAACAGGGCGAGUUGGGCGAGGGGUCGUCGCCGGCGCGGGCGCCGCGUCUGCUGCCGCUGGACACGGACUGGAAGGAGCGCAACUGCAUGUGCGACCGCGAGUGCAGCCGCCACGGCGAUUGCUGCGACGACGCACCCAGCAUUCAACUCACCGCCAAAGAGCAACUACCGUUUGAGUGCAGAGAACUACGCAACUUUGGUGGCAUCUACCUCAUCUCCUCCUGCCCCUCCAAUUAUUCAGCCUCCAACGAGACUCUCGAGGGCUGCGAAAAUCCCCAUUCGAACUCAACCCACCGCGACCCUUUGGCCGAUCUGCCGGUCACGGACCGCGAGUCGGCCCUGACCUAUCGCAACGCCCACUGCGCCGUCUGCAACAACGCCAACCCGAGUAAUUUGGAACUUUGGGCGGCUCGACUCGAGUGUCCGUCUCUGCACUCGGCCGACCAGAUGGAAGUUCGACGCAAGCUGCGCUUUGAAAACGGAACGUGGGGCGUGUGGCUUCCGCGAGUGGAGCCGCCGAAGCCGCCGCCGACCGAGAAAGAGGUCAGCGACAAGGUCACCGCCUUCCUCCGUCGAGGGCAGCAACGCCGAAGCAACAACUCGACGACGUCUGCGGCCCUUCUGCAGCGCCUCAGACGCCGUCAGCAACGCAGCGUUUCGUGGCACGCCUGUAAUGUUGACCCUGUUUUGCCCGAAGGCCUCGUUCACCUCAUCCGGAGGUGCCGACCCAACGUGAUCGGACAGUGUCCGGACACUUGGCGCGAGCCGAAGGUGGCGGAAAUGUGCAAGGCCCACACGGCCCACGUUUUCCACGGCGUGGGUCGCACCUUCAGGAACGUCUACUGCGCCAUGUGCUCAGGCGUCCCUGUUCAAGAACUGUCCUGCCAAGGUCUGUUGGGCACCAGAAAUGGAAUCUACAAGGACUUCAGUCCCACGGCCUUUGCAAUUCUGUUUGACUUUUCGCCGACGCACACUUGCCACGGAAAAUUCUUCGAUCCUUUUUACGGCUCCUGCAGAACUCUGGUGUGCCAAGACUCGCCGGACACUUCGGACUGCGUGUCCAAAAAACCCAAGUCUGAACCUUUGAGGCAACAAACCACCACCGAAGAAUCAAACUCCAUUCCGAAUGACUCGCCGAACAAACUGGAUUGCAACACAGUCCAGUUGUCGGCGGAAGAAUUCACCGUAAUCGAUCCGGACACUCUGCUCGUGUCCCAUUCCGGUGUGCAACUAAGAGAAUUUCGGCUCCUGCCCAAUGGCUCGGCCAUUCUUUGCAAGGAGCCGCUUCUGCAGGACGCCGCCAGCUUUGCCGAAGACAGAUUUGGAGCCGCCCUCGGCUAUGUGACCCUAGUUUGUCUUGGGGUGUCCAUAAUCUGUCUCGUCCUGCACUUGCUGGCCUUCUGUCUGUCAAAGACGCACAGAGCGUCGGCUAAUAAUUUGGCUUCUUUGUGCAUUGCGCUGCUGGUUGCCUACAUAGCCUUUUUGGUUGGUCAGGUCGUCCGUCAGCAUCACGCCUUCUGCGUCGCUUCGGCGGUGCUCACCCUUUACUGCUUCUUGGCCGCGUUUUGCUGGAUGCUGGCCAUCGCCGUCGACGUUUGGAGCUCACUCAGGAUGGCCACCACUCAACUGCGGUGCUCUUCAUCAUCAAAAUGGAAAAGAUUUUUCUUCACUUCCCUGCUGUGCUGGCUGAUUCCGGCCAUGAUUGUUCUGGCAGCUGUGCUCAUCGAGAACGCUCCUGCCGGCGCUGUUCCCGAAAUGCUGCGGCCUGCCUUUGCCGCCCGGCCAGGCAUUUGCUGGUUCACAAGCCGCCGCUCCCUUUUGCUCUUUUUCGCAGCGCCAGUUUCAGUUGUGAUGCUCCUGAACGCGAUCUUCUUCACCUCGAGCGCCCUCAUGAUCCACACCUCGAGCAUUUCCAGGACCGACUUCCGGCUGUACCUGCGCCUGGCCGUCCUGAUGGGCCUGACCUGGUCCGUCGGCCUCUUGGCCGGCUUCCUCGACACGCCCGCCCUGUGGGUGGUGUUCGUGGUGCUCAACAGUCUGCAAGGGCUGUUCAUCUUCCUCGCCUUCACAUGCACAACCAAGGUGCUCAAGGAGGCCAAGGACAAUUGCUGUUGUUGCUGUUUGCGGCGCCGACGACGCGGCGUCAUCAACACCGACAGCAUUCAGGGCAUCAAGGGCACCACCAAGGUGACCAGCAGCGCCGACCUUUUGCCCUGGUCCGCCUUCUCCAGCAGCGUCAUCUCCACCAAGUCGUCGCUGCACAGUAUGGACUCGAGCAGAAGUACAGAUGAGACGCUUUAUUGAGAUUUUAUAUUAUUUACAAUAAAAAUUCUAUUUUUAAUUGAUUGAGAUGGAAUGUGUAAAAAGUUCAAACUAUGUAUUUUUGUACAUAAUAAGCAGAGAAGUGCAUUUUCCUACAUCUUGUUUUGUAUAAUUUAAUCCUGUACAUAUCAGCCAAAUAAAUGUUUAGUGAAUAUAUAAACAAAAUAGAAUAAAAAUAAGAGUAUAAUA
Molecule: messenger RNA, 2813 nt
Organism: Neocloeon triangulifer
Lineage: Eukaryota; Metazoa; Arthropoda; Insecta; Ephemeroptera; Baetidae
Exons: 4
Coding region: 186-2606 (806 amino acids)
Biological process (GO): cell surface receptor signaling pathway; G protein-coupled receptor signaling pathway
Cellular component (GO): membrane
Molecular function (GO): G protein-coupled receptor activity
Source: RefSeq, a predicted model, not a curated record